Molecule: messenger RNA, 1047 nt
Organism: Solanum dulcamara
Lineage: Eukaryota; Viridiplantae; Streptophyta; Magnoliopsida; Solanales; Solanaceae
Exons: 2
Coding region: 1-1047 (348 amino acids)
Molecular function (GO): protein dimerization activity
Source: RefSeq, a predicted model, not a curated record
AUGACUUCUCCAAUGAUUCAAAAAGAUAUUGUGAGUGCAUAUAAAAUAGAGACCGUUAAAUCAAUUCUUGAGGAAUUAAAUGGUGAUUACUUUGUCUUGCUAGUUGAUGAGUCCUUUGAUGUGUCACGCAAGGAGCAAAUGGCUAUUGUAUUUCGAUAUAUUGAUAGAAAGGGAUUUGUGAUGGAGCGACUUAUUGACAUUGUUCAUGUUCAAGAUACUAGUGCUUCAUCUCUAAAGGAGGCAAUUGUUAAUUUACUUUCUCAACAUUCUUUGAGUCCAUCAAGUGUGCGUGGACAAUGUUAUGAUGGGGCAAGCAAUAUAAAAGAAAUUACAAAUGAGCUUAAUAAAUGCUUACAAAAAAAGGAGCAAGAUAUCGCAAAUGCCAUGCUACUUGUUGAAGUAGAAAAGAGAAGGUUGCAAAUUUUAAGGGAUGAUGAAUGGGACUCUCUUAUUGCUAAGGUAUCUACAUUUUGUAUCAAACAUGAUGUUUUGAUACCUAACUUUGAGGAGCCAUAUGUUAGCUCUUUAAUAUCACGACGAAAGCUUGCUAACUAUACAAUCUUACAUCAUUAUCGUGUUGAAGUGUUUUGCAAUAUUAUUGAUUGGCAACUUCAAAAACUUAAUGAUCAUUUUGAUGAGGUGACUACUGAUUUUCUUCAUGAAAUUGCUUGCUUAAAUCCAAUUAACUCAUUUUUAAGUUUUGACAUCAAAAAAGUAAUGAGAAUGACGGAAUUAUAUCCGGAUGACUUUGAUGAAUCUAAUAUGAGUGCUCUUGAGAAUCAACUUGCAAGUUAUAUUGUUGAUGUUCGUGAUGUUGAUGAAAGGUUCUCCUAUCUAAAUGGGUUUUGUGAUCUUUCCAAAAGAUUAGUUCAAAUAAAGAAAUAUUCUACUUAUCCUUUGGUAUUCCGCUUAGUGAAACUUGCUCUACUUCUACCAGUUGUCAUUGCCUCAGUUGAAAGAGCUUUUUCGGCAAUGAAGUUUAUCAAGAAUGACUUGCGGAGCCAAAUGAGUGAUGAUUUUUUAAGUGGUUGUUUGAUUUCUUAUUAA